AUGAUGGAAGGACUGAAAAAACGCACCAGGAAGGCCUUUGGGAUACGCAAGAAAGAAAAGGACACUGACUCCACAGGCUCACCAGACAGGGAUGGCAUCCAGCCCAGCCCUCAUCCCAAUGAUCCAACUUCCAAUAGCAAACCCGAGGGCACGCGGGAAGGAGGAAAUAAAAACGGGAAGAAAACCAACGGAGCCCCGAAUGGAUUUUACGCGGAGAUCGACUGGGACAGAUACAACUCCCCUGAGCUGGAUGAGGAGGGAUACAGCAUCCGACCCGAGGAACCGGGAGCUACCAAAGGAAAGCACUUCUACUCCUCCAGCGAGUCCGAGGAGGAGGAGGAGGCGCACAAGAAGUUCAACAUCAAGAUCAAGCCCCUGCAGGCCAAGGACGUCCUGCGCAGCGCCGCCACCGUGGACGAGCUCAAGGCCUCCGUAGGCAACAUCGCGCUUUCUCCGUCCCCCGUGAGGAAAAGUCCGCGGCGCAGCCCGGGGACGAUUAAAAGGAAUUUAUCCAGUGAGGAGAUCACGCGGCCCCGGCGCUCCACGCCCACGCCAGACCCCGCCAGCAAGAAACCCACCGAGGAUCCUGCGGCGCUGGCCCCGCUCUUCGGGCCCCCGCUGGAGUCGGCCUUCGAGGAGCACAAGUUGGAUGCUGCUCUGGACCAGCCUGAGAUCUGGGGGUCGGUCCAGCCCGCCAACACAAACGUAGAGUCCCCAAAACUUCCGAGACCUUUUCCAACUGGAACCCCUCCGCCGCUCCCCCCGAAGAACAUCCCGGCCACGCCGCCGCGCACCGGCUCCCCCCUGCCCCCGGCCAUCGGAGGGGACCAGGCAGCAGCAGAGCCCAAACGGGACAAACUCCCGUCCAUCAAUGACUUGGACAGCAUUUUUGGCCCCGUGCCGUCCCCCAAAUCUGCUGCUGCCACCGCAGAAGACAAGUGGGUCAAUUUUUCCGAUCAAUCCCCGGAAAACGCUCCUCCGGAAUUGUCGCCCCGGGAAAAAGCUCCGUCUCCUCCGGCGGCCGCGGGCAGCCCGGCCAGCGCUCCGGCCGAGCAUCCCCGCCCGCUGCCCUCGCCGCUGCAGCUGGAAGAAGCUCCCAAGAAGCUUUCCGAGCAGCCCCACCUUAAGGAUGAUUCCGCCGAGCCCGUCGCCUCUCCUAAAGAUUUUGGGCCGGGCCAAAGAGCCACCCCGCCGCCCCCUCCGCCGCCCACCUACCGCGCCGUGGUCUCGUCCCCCGGACCGGGCGCCGGCACGGGAAGCACCAGCGGUUCCUCGUCCCCGGCUCGUCCUGGAACGCCGCUGGCCACGUGUGGCACCCCCCCGCCGCCACCGCCCCGACCCCCGUCCCGGCCCAAGCUGCCCCCUGGCAAACCCCCCGUCAGCGAUGUGUCCAGGCCUUUUAGCCCUCCCAUCCACUCCUCCAGCCCUCCUCCGAUAGCACCUUUAGCCCGUGCUGAAAGUACUUCUUCCAUCUCUUCCACCAAUUCCCUGAGCGCAGCCACCACUCCCACCGUCGAGAAUGAACAGCCUUCCCUCGUUUGGUUUGACAGAGGAAAGUUUUAUUUGACUUUCGAAGGCUCGUCACGAGGCCCCAGCCCCCUGACCAUGGGGGCACAGGACACCCUGCCCGUGGCCGCGGCCUUCACCGAAACCGUCAACGCCUACUUCAAAGGCGCUGACCCCAACAAGUGCAUCGUGAAGAUCACGGGGGAGAUGGUGCUGUCCUUCCCGGCGGGCAUCACCCGACACUUUGCCAACAACCCCGCUCCGGCCGUGCUCACCUUCCGCGUGCUCAACUUCAACAGGCUGGAGCACGUCCUGCCAAACCCCCAGCUCCUCUGCUGUGACAACGUGCAGAGCGACUCCAACUCCAAGGAGUUCUGGGUCAACAUGCCAAAUCUGAUGACUCACCUAAAGAAGGUAUCGGAACAGAAACCUCAAGCCACCUAUUACAAUGUGGAUAUGCUCAAAUACCAGGUAUCUGCCCAGGGUAUUCAGUCUACUCCAUUAAACCUUGCAGUGAGCUGGCGGUGUGACCCUGCAAGCACUGACCUGCGCAUCGACUACAAAUACAAUACAGAAGCAAUGACCACACCGGUAGCUCUAAACAACGUCCAGUUCCUCGUCCCCGUCGACGGAGGAGUAACCAAACUUCAAGCUGUGCUUCCUCCUGCUGUCUGGAAUGCCGAACAGCAAAGGAUAUUGUGGAAGAUCCCUGAUAUCUCCCAGAAGUCAGAAAACGGAGGUGUGGGGUCGCUGCUGGCACGGUUCCAGCUGUCGGAGGGGCCCAGCUCGCCGGCCCCGCUGGCUGUGCAGUUCACCAGCGAGGGCAGCACCUUGUCCAGCUGCGACAUCGAGCUGGUGGGCGCCGGCUACCGCUUCUCCCUCAUCAAGAAGAGGUUCGCGGCAGGUAAAUAUUUGGCGGAUAACUGA
Molecule: messenger RNA, 2433 nt
Organism: Pseudopodoces humilis (Tibetan ground-tit)
Lineage: Eukaryota; Metazoa; Chordata; Aves; Passeriformes; Paridae
Source: RefSeq, a predicted model, not a curated record